AUGUCAAAUCCUCCGCCAGAAGCUAACAACGCCGCCGUAAUCAACAUCCCUACCCACACCUGCCGUCGCUCUUUCAGAUUCCAGAACUUGCCCGGUGCAAAGCCGAUUCCACUGGCACUCUCCAUCUCCGUUGGACUCAUCGUCUGCUUCGCCAUCCCAAAACCCAGUCAGGUUACAACACAAGCGUGGCGACUGUUUGCCAUCUUCCUCACCACCAUCGCGGGACUCAUCCUCGGACCUUUGCCCGUCGGUGCUUGGGCUUUCGUGUGUCUAACGAUCUCCGUCGUGACAAAGACGCUUCCGUUCAAAUCUGCCUUCGCUGCCUUCACGAACGAAGUGAUAUGGUUGAUAGUUGCGUCGUUCUUCUUCAGCAGAGGGUUUGUGAAAUCCGGACUGGGUGAUCGGAUGGCAAUGUACUUUGUGAGGUGGUUAGGCAAGAGCACGUUGGGUUUGGCCUACGGUUUGGCGAUUUGCGAAGCUAUAAUUUCGCCGGCGAUGCCUAGUACCACUGCCAGGGCCGGUGGGAUCUUCUUGCCGAUUAUUAAUUCCUUGGCGAUCGCCGGUGAGAGUAGGCCUAAGGACGGCUCCGCUCGGAGACUUGGUGCUUUCCUCGUUCAAUCUCAAUUUCAGUCAUCUAGUAGCUCGAGCGCUCUUUUCUUGACGGCUGCAGCUCAGAACAUGUUAUGUAUAAAACUAGCUGACAGUUUAGGGGUGAAAAUCAAAGACCCAUGGAUAACAUGGUUCAAAGGUUCUUGUUUACCAGCCUUGGUUUCUCUUAUGUUAACUCCACUCAUCAUCUACAAGAUCUUUCCACCGGAGACCAAGCAUACACCUAAUGCUCCUAUCUUGGCUCAAACCAAGCUUGAACAAAUGGGUCCGGUUAAAAGGGACGAAUGGAUCAUGUUAGGAACCAUGCUCGUAACUGUUGCGUUAUGGAUUUCCGGAGAGAAUCUUGGCAUUUCAAGUGUCGUUGCAGCAAUGCUAGGUUUAUCGAUCCUUUUAAUCCUCGGGGUCCUCACAUGGGACGAUUGCCUAUGUGAAAAAUCAGCAUGGGACACAUUGGCUUGGUUUGGGGUGCUCAUUGGCAUGGCAACUCAACUCACCGACUUAGGAGUCGUGCCCUGGAUGUCAACUUGUGUGGCCAACUUUCUGAAAUCUCUUUCAGUUGGAUGGCAUCUUGCACUUCUUCUCCUUCAAGCUGUUUAUUUCUUCAUUCAUUAUCUAUUUGCCGGUCAAACAGCUCAUGUUGGUGCAUUGUACUCCGCAUUCCUUUCAAUGCAUCUAACUGCUAAAGUCCCCGGAACUCUUUCGGCAUUGACUUUGGCAUACAAUACAAAUCUUUUUGGUGCACUCACACAUUAUAGUAGUGGUCAGGCUGCUGUAUAUUAUGGAGCUGGGUAUGUAAGACUUCCCGAUGUCUUCAAGCUUGGGAUUAUCAUGGCCAUGAUUAACAUAAUGAUAUGGGGACUAAUAGAGGAGUAUUUUGAUGAAGAAAUCAAGAGAAAGGAUGUCCGUCUAAUGGCAACCAUUGGUGUGCCAUUCACUGAAGAAUUAUCCAAUAGCUCCAUCACCUUUGAAGCUGACGUUUCUAAAGCUAUUAGGGAUUCCGUGGACCAGAGUUAG
Lactuca virosa is the source of this 1623-nucleotide messenger RNA. The record is from the annotation of a GenBank genome assembly. NCBI's taxonomy places the organism in Eukaryota, Viridiplantae, Streptophyta, Magnoliopsida, Asterales, Asteraceae.